Molecule: messenger RNA, 288 nt
Organism: Strongylus vulgaris
Lineage: Eukaryota; Metazoa; Nematoda; Chromadorea; Rhabditida; Strongylidae
Source: the annotation of a GenBank genome assembly
AUGGACAAGAGCGAUUCUUUAACCGCUCCAUGUUCUGUAAACCCUGCUGGUAAUAGAAUGUGUCCGAACAAUGUUGGUAUGACUGAUGCAGAAAGAACUUGGGUCACGAAUGCACAUAAUGAAAAAAGAAGUUUGCUUGCAAGAGGUCUCAUUCGAAACGGCAAAAAUCCAAGAAAUAAAAAUCUACCACGAGCUUAUUACAUGCCAAGAAUGACAUACGACUGUAGAGCUGAAGCAGAUGCGAUAGCUUAUGCACAACUCUGCACAAUGAUGAAGUCGGACGAAAGA